Molecule: messenger RNA, 977 nt
Organism: Lycium barbarum (goji berry)
Lineage: Eukaryota; Viridiplantae; Streptophyta; Magnoliopsida; Solanales; Solanaceae
Product: rhodanese-like domain-containing protein 10
Exons: 3
Coding region: 177-833 (218 amino acids)
Cellular component (GO): chloroplast
Source: RefSeq, a predicted model, not a curated record
CCCCACUCAAAAACAUUAUUGUCUUAUAUAUUCAUCUCUCUAUUCUUUAUUAAGAUGGAGGGCAUAUAUAUGAGGAAAAAAUAAAAUCAAACAUGAUAAGGUAAGUCCAAAACCAAGUUCUUUCACGAUAAGGUUGCAAAUUCUGGACUGCAACAGCAAGCAAGAAACAAAGAAAGAUGGCAUUAAUUCAACUGAACCAACUACAAUCCUCCCUUUUAAAGUACAACAACAAACAGUUCAAAAUUCCAUCACAACGCUCAACAAUUCUGAGAAUUAAUGCAGUUUCCAUCAACGGACAACAGCUAAUACAGUCCGGUAAAGUCCGUCCCAUAUUACCAAAAGAAGCAGGUACAGCCAUGGUAGAUGAAGGGUAUAUCUUGCUGGACAUUAGGCCAGAAUGGGAGAGAGAAAAGGCAUGUGUUAAAGGUUCAUUACAUGUGCCACUUUUUUUAAAGGACAUGGAUAAUAGCCUCAUUACUCUGUUGAAGAAGUGGGUGCAUUUUGGUUAUAUUGGAGCUUGGACUGGACAGAAUUUCACUAUGAUCAAUGAUGAAUUUGUUAAGCAAGUUGAGCAGAAGAUUCCUGAUAAGGAUAAUGCUAAGGUUCUUGUGGCUUGUGGUGAAGGACUAAGGUCUUUGAUGGCUAUUUCGAAGUUACAUGAGGGAGAAUACAAGAAUUUGGCAUGGUUAGCUGGUGGAUUUAAUCGUGCUUCUGAUAGCGAUUUUCCAGCAGUAGAAGGGCCUGAAAAGUUACAAUAUGCCACUAUCGGAGGUGCGUCAUAUUACUUCCUUCAAUUGCUUAUACUACUACAAGCUGUGGGGAAGGAAAGUUGAUAAGAUUGUCCAUAAUGGUGUAUUAUCUUUAGCAGAUAUUGUAUAUUGAAUUAGCAGUUGAAGCUUAGGCUAUAUGAAUUGAAGUGUUCAUCAUUUUGUUUGUCUUCUUUUUGUUUAAUAACACAAGAUUGUUGGUCCUCCCUA